Molecule: messenger RNA, 666 nt
Organism: Melitaea cinxia (Glanville fritillary)
Lineage: Eukaryota; Metazoa; Arthropoda; Insecta; Lepidoptera; Nymphalidae
Product: cuticle protein 3-like
Exons: 4
Coding region: 1-666 (221 amino acids)
Cellular component (GO): chitin-based extracellular matrix
Molecular function (GO): structural constituent of chitin-based larval cuticle
Source: RefSeq, a predicted model, not a curated record
AUGAAACUGAUCACUUCUCUCACUGCCAUGGUCGCGGCUGCAUCAGCCGGUCACAUCUUCAACCAGCCACAAGCCGAGCACUAUGCCAACGCGGCAGAUAACUACCAAUUAGCGGCCGAGUACCAACAGCAUGGAAUCCAAGCUGGCCAAUCUAAUUACGCACAUGAUUUGGCCUAUCAGAGGCAAUCAGCUGAUAAAAAUGCCAAGAUCUUAGCUUAUCAGUCUGAGAACAAUGGUCAUAGCUACCAUUAUGCAUAUGAAACUGAAAAUGGUAUUAAAGCCCAAGAAGCAGGCCAUGUAUCUAAAGGCACUCGCGCUGAAGGUGCUUACUCCUACACUGGUGACGAUGGCCACGUGUACACUGUGACCUACACCGCUGAUGAGCACGGGUUCCGCCCUCAGGGCGCUCAUUUACCCACAUCACCGCCAAUCCCAGAGGCGAUCUUGAAAUCUUUGGAAGAAAAUGCGAAAAAUGAAGCUAACGGCAUCUUUGAUGACGGUCACUACCAAGAACAACAUCAAGCUGAAAACUACCAGGCUGAACCGAUUCUAUACCAAGAACACCAAUCUCAGGGUUACGACAAUCAACAAUCCUACAAUUACAAUAAUCAACAAGCGCAAGGUUUCAACAACCAUGCAGCAGCGGCCUCUGGUUACCAUCACUAA